This is a messenger RNA of Meloidogyne enterolobii, 1023 nucleotides long. Lineage: Eukaryota; Metazoa; Nematoda; Chromadorea; Rhabditida; Meloidogynidae. The record is from the annotation of a GenBank genome assembly.
AUGAAUGUUUUUUCUUUAGACUAUGUCGAUCGUGGUCUACGCUCUCUAGAAGUUGCUUACUACAUCAAUGCAUAUUAUGGAUUCCGAGAAGAGUUAAAAACUCGAUUCAAUUUGGGCGAUGCCGAUUCUGUGUAUAAACACAUCAAUAGUUUGUUCAGAUAUUUUCCCCUGUGUGCGUUGGUUGUUGAUAGCAUAUUGUGCAUGCAUGGAGGGAUUUCGCCAAAAUUGAAUAAGCUCAGUGACCUUACAAAGGUAACUGAGACCUCACAAAGACUAAAAAUGUUUCUUUUUCAGCUUAAACUUCCCAGGGACAUCAUUGCGCAACAGCGAGAUACUUCGCUUCCCAAAAGUUUCUUCCCAGAGAAUCAUCCAUUGGACUUGGAUCUUCUCUGGUCUGACCCUAACGGUGAUGUAGAUGGGUUUGAGUAUAACGAAGCUCGACAAAGUUCCGUUUGGUUUGGUCCACAAGAGGUUUAUUCGACUUGUGAGAAGCUCGGUAUUAAACUCAUUGUGCGCGCUCAUCAGGCCUUUAAUCGCGGUUUUGGGUUUUUUGCUGGAAAGAGGAUGGUUACCUUGUUUGGGGCGACGGACUAUGUUGUGAAGGGAAGUUUUGCCGGUAUUCUCCAUUUACAAUUGGGCAAUGUUCAAGACAAGAAAGGCAAACCGACUGAGAAAAAAGAAAUUCAAGCAGGCAUUAUUAUCUUCCGUCCUGCUACAAAGGAAACUAAGGGAAAGAAAAAGUUCAUCGAGGAGUUUGAGAAUUUCCCGGAAGCUGAGGAGGAUGAGGAAACUCAACUUGAGAUACUUGGAAAGGUAGAGAUUUUUUGGAUAAAACUUGUGGCAUUUGAGAUCCAGAAUCUUUGGAGGUUUUGGCUUAGAAAAGGAAAGGAGUCGGACAGGGACUCAGGAUUAAGUCGGAUUUGUGGAUGGGAUCUUUCCCUUACGACUGCGUCUUCUGUGUUUUAUCCUUCGGAGUUAAUCCCUUUAGAUCAGGAAGGGAAGGAGUCGGACAGAGACACAUGA